Molecule: messenger RNA, 1497 nt
Organism: Malassezia pachydermatis
Lineage: Eukaryota; Fungi; Basidiomycota; Malasseziomycetes; Malasseziales; Malasseziaceae
Product: prm1-pheromone-regulated multispanning membrane protein
Exons: 5
Coding region: 1-1497 (498 amino acids)
Cellular component (GO): mating projection tip
Source: RefSeq, a predicted model, not a curated record
AUGCCUUCGGACCUGGUCCCUACCUCGAUAGGUGUGCUUGUGCUUGGUGGAUACACGCUGUACCACGCUCUCACGCGUCUCGCGCAAUGGUACACAUACUGGCUGGCCCUUGUGCAUCACUGGCAGAAGGACGUCGCGCCUGUGUGUGCUUUGGCUGAACGUACGGUCUCGCUCUACACGCAAGCGCCAUACCUAUGGACAAAGUCAUGGCAGCAAUCGACGGCUACGGCUUCGCGUGUGCUGGUAGAGACGGUGACGCGCUUGCUUUUGGGCAUUCUUGAUGUGUUGCAUGUCGUUGGCACGAUCCUAUGUGACUCGUACAAGUCUCUCCUCCUAUGUACUAUUCAGCUUGUGAUCCAAGGUGUGCUUUCCAUCUUGGAUGCUGCGUCGCAUAUCGUUGCAGCGGCUGUUCAUGACGCUGCACAAGCGCUGCAUGCGUUUCUCGCCAGUGUGCUCCAACUCACGCAGGGGGCAUCCGAUAUCGCUACUGAUACGCUCAAUCAAGUCUUGGGCUUGUUUGGGCACCAUGUAGCCCCGCCUACCAUCCAAGAACCCGAUGCUAUGCGCGUGCUCAACAACAUCACCAUCCCGUCCUCCCUGGUGGACCCUUUCCAGCGCUUGCAGUCGCAAAUCCCUACUGUCGAUACAUUGCGAACAGAUGCAGAGGACGCAUGGGCCCUGAUGCUGAACCAGACCAAGCUACGUGUGAAUCAAACGCUUCAGACUAUGGUCUUCCACGGGCCCACCGUGCCUGCCGCCCCUUUGUCGACGUCGCCCUGCGAUACCCUCAAUGCGACAUGGGUUACAGCGGUGCCCGCCGAUCUCUACGAUGUCGUCCGCCAUGCGUAUUUCCGCGUCGCACUGACGAUGGCCCUCCUCUUGUUCUUUGCAUGGGGCCUCGUGCUGUGCGUCCAAGUCCUACGCCGACCGCCUGUAGACUGUGCCUGCGAUGAGCCUGAGAAGCAUCCAUAUCGGCUACCAUGGUACACCGUAUGGUGGCAAUGGUGUCAGACGCCGUUGUCGUUAUGCCUCGUAGCGUUUCUGUGCCUGGAACUGAUCGGAUUGGCCCUCACCGCGUGGAUCUUGCGUGCGCUCACGCAAACGCUGCGCCAUGGCCUUCCGGCUGACAUCUCGCUGGUGCCCACGCCGCCCUGGGCUGACUACCUUGAGCGCACACUGCCUGACACUGUGCACGCUACACAGACGCAGCUCGAUGCAGCUUCCGCAACGCUCAACGACGCGCUCUUUGGCUGGCUGCAUCAAGCUGUGCCCCUUGCCCAGCAAGUGCUCGAAGGCGUGGAAGGGCUCGUGUCCGAUACGAUCCGUGAUCUGUUGGGGCCAACACCGCUCCGCACCCCUGUCACACAGUUUGCCAACUGCGUCUUGGGCCACAAAAUUGAGGCGGCCGAGCAUGCACUCACAUGGCUCUCGACGCACGCCUAUCUCCAGCUGCCCUCCCUGCCGUUCGAGAUUAUUGCAUCCUACGACGCUACGUGA